CACGACAUCUUGCUGCAGGUUCGGAAUAAGCGCACAGUGACCGCUUGUUUUUCCAUUUCGUAAAAUCUACCCAAAAGAGACGGUAACCGCCUUUCUUGCUGUAAUGAAGACAUAAACCCAUACGUGGACGGAUGAUGGAUAUAUCUUGUUUUGUACUUUUAUCUCACAAAAUGAGACAAAGGGGACGGCAGUCAUGGCGACCAUUGCUUGGAAUAUUGGUUUUGCUGUCAUUUUUCCGAUCGGCCUCGGCUCAACUGCGAUACUCUAUAUCAGAGGAGUUGGAGGAGGGAAGCUUCGUUGGUUAUGUUGCUAGAGAUUUGGGAAUAGAUCUCAAUGUGAUGAGACAGAGGGGAUUUCAUAUUAUGCCUGGCUCGAGUGAACCUCUUUUUAAGGUAAAUGAGAUUGACGGUGUUCUUUAUACGAACCACAAAAUCGACCGAGAAGAUGUAUGUAAGGAGAGCUCUGUCUGUUUGAUAACCCUUAAAACUGUUCUCGAAAAUCCACUAGAAGUGCACUAUGUGACAGUGGAGAUAACAGAUUUGAACGACCACUCUCCCACAUUUCCAGAGAAAAUUAAAAGGCUGGAAAUCUUUGAAUCCACUUUGCCAGGGGCAAGAUAUCAGUUACAAAAUGCCCAUGAUCCGGAUGGUGGAAAAAACUCUGUUCAACAGUAUAAAAUCAGCCCUAAUGACUUUUUUCGUUUAGAAAUUAAAGACCGGGGUAGAGAUGGUAAAACUCCGAUUUUACAAUUACAGAGACAGCUAGACAGAGAAGCCCAACGUAGUCAUAAAUUUGUGUUGACAGCAAUAGAUGGCGGAAACGCCCCACAAACUGGUACAGUGGAAAUAUACAUUGAAGUUCUAGAUGUUAAUGACAACAUGCCAGUGUUUACAAAGGACACGUAUUCGGCAGUGAUACAAGAAAAUGCCCCCAUUGGCACAACCGUAAUCCAAGUUAACGCAACCGAUUUGGAUGACGGUGCCAACGGAGAAGUGGUGUAUUCCUUUGGCAAUGACGUUAAAUUUAAAAUUCGAGAGCUGUUUGACAUCGAGCCUGUUACUGGGGAGAUCACCGUUAAAGGUCAUGUGGAUUUUGAGGAACAAGACAGCUAUGACAUUGAUAUACAGGCUUCUGAUAAGGGAAGCAUUCCAUUCAGAACAGAUAAGAGUGUUAUAAUUAAAAUUGGAGAUGAAAAUGAUAAUCCUCCUGAGAUAGAGGUGGCAUCAUUAUCAAGUGCAGUUUCAGAGGACUCCAGGCCAGGAACAACCGUAGCACUUAUCAGCAUUACCGAUUUAGAUUCUGGAGUGAACGGCAAAAUAAUUAGCUAUAUCGCUGAAGAAAGUCCCUUUGCAUUAACUCCGUCUAUACAAGAUAACAUGUUUGCUGUCGUCACAAAAUCCCUGCUCGACAGAGAGCAACAGGAAAGAUAUGUUAUUACAAUAAUCGCCAAAGACGCAGGCGAACCAGCCUUAACAUCCGAAAAAACUAUUAGUGUGUUCGUGUCCGAUAAGAAUGACAACGGUCCCGAGUUUUCGACUAGUCCAUACACUUUCUACAUCACCGAAAAUAACACUCCAGGAGCAUCUGUUUUCUCUGUAACAGCAUCUGAUCGUGACGAGGGAGAAAACGCUCUCAUUUCAUAUCAUAUUCUCAGAAAUACAGCAAAUGGAAAUAAAGAGUCAUCAUUUCUUAAUAUCAAUCUUGAAAAUGGAGACAUUGUGGCGCUCAAAAGUUUUGACUUUGAGACACUGAAAAAGUUUCAGUUCCACGUUGUUGCAUCGGAUUCUGGAACUCCGUCACUGAGCAGCAACGUCACUGUGAACGUGUUCAUUCUGGAUCAGAACGACAACGCUCCAGUCAUCCUGUAUCCAGUCAGCUCGAACGGUUCUGCUAAAGGUGUGGAGGAGAUUCCCCGCAAUGUGAACGCAGGAUACGUGGUGACUAAAGUCAGAGCCUAUGACGCUGAUAUAGGAUAUAAUGGCUGGUUACUGUUUUCACUGCAGGAAGUUACUGAACACAGUCUCUUUACUUUGGACCGCUAUACAGGACAGAUCAAAACACUACGUCCAUUCACAGAGACAGACGAGGCUGAGCAUAAACUGGUCAUACUGGUCAAAGACAAUGGGAACGUUUCACUCUCAGCAACAGCUACUGUCAUUGUCAAAGUUGUGGAGCCCAAAGAAGCUUUUGCAGCUUCUGAUGUUAAAAGUUCAGCAAAAGCAGAUGAGGAUACUAAUGUGACUUUUUACCUGAUGAUAACGUUGGGCUCAGUUUCAGCUCUUUUUCUCAUCAGUAUCAUUGUGUUGAUUGCAAUGCAGUGUUCAAAUACCACAGACUAUACUUCUAAAUAUCUACCAGAGGCUAAUUAUGAUGGGACACUGUGUCACAGCAUCCAGUACAGAUCUGGAGACAAACGGUACAUGUUAGUUGGACCCAGGAUGAGUAUAGGAUCUACUAUAGUCCCAGGAAGUCAUGCGAAUACACUAGUGCUUCCUGACAGAAGAGGGAUAUCUGGGGAGGUAAGAUCUACAUUUUCACUGUCUCUCCCUUCUGAAUGGACGAUGAAGGCACUUGGUCUGUAA
Messenger RNA from Solea solea (common sole), 2582 nucleotides. RefSeq names its product protocadherin-10-like. Gene Ontology annotation, cellular component: plasma membrane. The coding region runs from base 132 to 2582 and encodes 816 amino acids. Gene Ontology annotation, biological process: homophilic cell-cell adhesion. Gene Ontology annotation, molecular function: calcium ion binding. NCBI's taxonomy places the organism in Eukaryota, Metazoa, Chordata, Actinopteri, Pleuronectiformes, Soleidae. The transcript has 2 exons. The record is from RefSeq and is a predicted model, not a curated record.